Messenger RNA from Phasianus colchicus (ring-necked pheasant), 1283 nucleotides. It is a transcript of the gene MANSC4, whose product is annotated as MANSC domain containing 4. Gene Ontology annotation, biological process: epidermis development; epithelium development; extracellular matrix organization. NCBI's taxonomy places the organism in Eukaryota, Metazoa, Chordata, Aves, Galliformes, Phasianidae. Gene Ontology annotation, molecular function: serine-type endopeptidase inhibitor activity. Gene Ontology annotation, cellular component: plasma membrane. The record is from RefSeq and is a predicted model, not a curated record.
UGCUUCCCUUCAGCAGCUGGCCAAAAAACAUCAGAAUUGUUUGGAAAAAAACUUGUCUUGACUUCUUUCCCUGGCAGAAUUGGUAGCAUCCUUAUGACUCAAGAGAAUGUCUCUUAAAAUGCUGGUCCAAACUUCAGCACAUCCAUGAAGGAGAAAGCACACUCACUAAGCCAAUUACACAGAAGAGAUGGUUCUGCUGGUGGCAAUAUCAGAGGUGCUGUUGCUUCUGGGAUUGGCUGUGGAGUCAGAUUCUCUCUGCACACCCACCAUGUUUUACAAGAACUGCUGGAUCCGACGCUUUCCUGGUCUUCUGAUUGACCUGCAGGAAUCACAGAAGAGAGGAGCCCAGGUGCUGAAGAUUUAUGCAGAAGUCUCUUCCCAGCAGUGCAGCAGAACCUGCUGCCUUCAGAGGAAUGUUUCCUGUAAUCUAGCAGUGUUCUACCAUGGAGCUACUAAUGAAAAUAUGAAUUGCUUGCACGUGUCUUGCCCAGCACUGGAAAGUUGCAUACUAAAGGCUAGAAUCAACGUUGUUUUAUACAACAUCACGACAGGGAUGGAUCCAGACCUUCUUAUUUUUGAAAGACUGAAAUUCAAGGGGCCAAGUACUUACACCUCACAGAAUAAAUAUGAAAGGCAAAACAGCACAAAGACCUCUGAAUGGGAAAGAUGCCAGCAUGGUAAUGUUACGUCAAGUUCUCUUCUACUCCAAGCUCCAUCUUCUACCAUCAGCUACAGUAUAACAGGAAACACUUUCACCUCCAGCACAAGCCUGACGGUUGUAAAAACAAAAGGCAGCACAUAUUCCAGGGAAUCAACUUCUCUGCUGGAUAACCAUUUAGCUAAGAGGACAAGCACAACUUCAGGAAGUACUAAACUAUUCACUCGCUCAGACAGAAGGACUGUAUACUCAACUUUGAUACCUAAAUCUGCAGAGGAGUUAUCCCGCAUGCCCACUCCUCGUCUGAACAGCAGCAAACAACACUUAAAUGAAACCAAAGGUUACAGUGGCAGGAAUUAUACUUCUGAUAAUGAAGCUCCUGCUUGGGAAGCUGCAGCUCUGGGUGUCUGGCUGAUUCCUGUUGUUCUCUGCUCUUAUCUCAUCUUCCUUUGCUUUUGUACUGUGGCUCCUGGAGCAGGGUGCUGCAGAAGUAGGAAAGGUCACUACCAACCCAUACAGAGAGGAAGAACAAUGUCUAGACAAAUAAAAUACACUACUGUCCAAGGUAGCUUGUAAAAUACAGUCACUACCCUUGUUGUGGAACAAACAGCCUUUUUUAAAUGAA